This is a messenger RNA of Oryzias latipes (Japanese medaka), 4778 nucleotides long. RefSeq names its product gigaxonin (gene gan). NCBI's taxonomy places the organism in Eukaryota, Metazoa, Chordata, Actinopteri, Beloniformes, Adrianichthyidae. Gene Ontology annotation, biological process: cytoskeleton organization. The record is from RefSeq and is a predicted model, not a curated record. Gene Ontology annotation, molecular function: protein binding.
GUGUGUCAUUGAAAGCAACAAAAGACAUGCCUUUUUUAACGUCUACUUGCUAAAUUCUUGCCUGAAGAGAUCUUCGUGUUCUUCUGGGUUGUGCUUUGCACAAAAGACGGGGAAAACCUUUAACUUUAUUUUAAAAGAAGUUUCUUCAGCGACUCAUUAAAGAACUUGUUGACAGCGAGGAGUGGCUCGUGCUUCGGGCUGUCACGUGCCGAGACAUGCCCAACUCUGCGUGCAGUGAUCCCGGCGCCAGGGUUUCGGACCCGCAACACUCCCAGAAGCUGCUGCGAGUCCUCCGGACCUUCUGGGAGGAGAAAAGCUUCCAUGAUGCGGUGCUGGUUGUUGAUGGAGAGGAGCUUCCGGUGCAGAAGAACAUCCUGGCUGCUGCCAGCCCUUACAUCAGGACCAAGCUGAACUAUAACCCACCGAAAGGAGACGGCUCCACGUACAGAAUCGAGCUGCAGGGGGUUUCCAUGGCCACCAUGAAACAAAUCCUAGAUUUCAUCUUCAGCGGUGAGAUUACCCUGAGUGAGGAAACCAUCCAGGACAUGGUUCAGGCGUCAGACAUGCUUCUCAUGACCGACCUGAAGGCCUUGUGCUGCCAGUUCUUGGAGAGCUGCAUCACUGCAGAGAACUGCAUUGGCAUCCGCCUCUUCUCUCUGCACUACUGUCUGCACCACGUCCACCACGUCGCCACCGAGUUCCUGCAGACCCACUUCAGGGACGUGGAGCUCACAGAAGAGUUCAGGGAGCUGCCUCCGGAGCGCCUGUGCGAGCUGCUGGCCAUGGAGAAGCUCAACGUGGGCAACGAGAAGCAUGUUCUGGAGGCUGUGGUGCGGUGGUUCGCCCACGACCCUGAUGAGCGCAGGGUCCACAUGAAGCAGGUCAUGUCAUCUGUGUGGCUGCAGGGUUUGGACAUCAGCUACCUGAGACAGCAGGCCAUGGGGGAGCCGCUGAUGAGGGAGGUGAUCACAGAUCACUGUCAGAAGGUGCUGACGGAGGAUCCGCUGCAGGGCGAGGCGAUGCUCGCCGCCUUUAAGCCCAGAGGCUACUCUGAGUGUAUCAUCAUUGCAGGAGGAGAAGACCGCAAAACCAGGAAGCCCACCGGCGCCACGCGCUGCAUGUGUCCACUGUACGACAAUAACAGAAAGGACUGGAUCGAGCUGGAGCCGCUGAGCGUCCCCCGCAUCAACCACGGCGUGGUGGCUGCAGAGGGCUUCCUGUUCGUGAUGGGCGGGGCGGAUGAACACGGGACAGUCCUGGACAGCGGGGAGAAGUAUGACGCCGACUCCAACUCCUGGAGCUCCAUGCCUUCCAUGCUGCAGCCUCGUCAGAACUUCGGCGUGGUGGAGCUUGACGGCCUGAUCUACGUCCUGGGAGGGGAAAACGAAACCGCUGAGCUGACCUCGGUGGAGGUGUUCGAUCCUCACCUCAGCACCUGGAGGAUGCAGACCAGCAUGACCAUGAUCCGCAAGGUUGGAUGCUAUGCUUCCAUGAACAAAAAGAUCUAUGCUGUUGGUGGGGGCUCCUACGGGAAGCUGUUCGACUCUGUGGAGUGCUUUGACCCUAAAACCCAGCAGUGGACGGGUCUGUGUCCCCUGAAGGAGCGGCGGUUCGGCUCCGUGGCGUGCGGCGUUGGGCAGGAGCUUUACGUCUUUGGUGGAGUCCGGAGCAAAGAGAACGAAAACCCGGAGACGAGACAGAUGUUGACCUGCAAGUCUGAGUUCUACCAUGACGAGCUGAGGAGGUGGAUGUUCCUGGACGACCAGAGCCUGUGCAUCCAGACCAGCUCCACCUUUGUGUAUGGCGCGGUGCCGAUCGGAGCCAGCAUCUAUGUGGUGGGAGACCUGGACACGGGUACAAGCUUCGACUACAUCCGAGAGUUCCGCCGCAGCUCGGGGACCUGGCACCGCACCAAACCCAUGGUGCCCACGGACCUGUCCAAAACCGCCUGCGCCGCCUUGCGCAUCGCCAACUGUCGCCUGUUCCGCCUUCAGCUGAGUCAGGGAAUGUUCCGGAUCAGAGUGUGACCCGGCCGGCGAGCUGCGCUCUUUAACCUGCUGGAGGUUUGGGAUUCGGGACUUCUGGGACUUCGGGUUUACCGUGGCUUGAUGUAGAGGACGUCUCUUCGUUUACGUGUUUGUCGUGCAACUUUAUGGAGCAAAGGAAGAUCUCGACGCUACAGCCUUUCCUAUUUUAGAGGACUUUAAACUGAGGCUUGAUUUGUGUAGUAAAAAAGAACAUUCCUCCUAUGUGACACUCCAGUCUGAGAUUCAACAGCAUCCUCCACUUUGUUACCCAUUUUAUCAGGAAGCACAGGCAAUUCAGGAUGUUCCAGUUUGCCUUUUAACCCUUAAAUGUGUCAUUUUAUAUUUUUGGCAGUGCACUUGCUAAAAAUGAGCUUCUGUUGGUGUUUGGGUCAUGCUGCUUCGCUGUGAUUUCCAAGAAUCUCUGCGCCGUUUCCGCCUCAGCUGCUGAGGUUUGACUCCAUGCGUUGUUUCCUGGUGCCGUUGGUUUACAGUGUGAGGUAGCAGAGAUCUUCCACUGCAGCGUGUGGUUGCUGCACAGGUCCACUACGUCUAAUGCUUGGGUCUCGUACACUGAGAUGCUGGUUUCGGGACGAUCGGGUGCAGCGGUUUCUGUGUUUUCACCUUCACUGACUUCACUGACAGAAGUCUGUUUCCGUGUAAACGCACUGAAACACACCGAUCAUGGUCAACGUUUUUAUUAGUCAAAAUGGGAAUUCUUGGAUUAAAAAUCAUCCCAGAUUUGAUGAGUCAAGAUUGCCUUUAGUAAAAAAUCAAUUUGACUUUGAUGAAUCUGGUUUUUAAACCCAACCUUGCGUCUUGUGUAGUUGAACCAUUAACUGUAUAUAAGAACUGGACAGAGUCAGUGUGACGAGGCCAAAGAACAUGGUUCUACUUCCAGAUUCAACAAAAUGAUGUCGGUUCAGUCGCCAAUUUUUCUAUGAGUGGGCUUGUUGGAAGUCCACCCCCCCACCACCACUAGAAAGCAGGCUGCACAAAAUCCGUCAAAUGCUUCAAACGUUGGACGCGGUGGCACGCAGGAACCACAUACUUUUAUUGAGGAAUCUGAUUGGUCAGUUUAUAACUUAUAUGACUUGCACUACAUGAUUAAAAAAAUAAAGAUUAGCAGUAAGAUGUUAAAAACCAAUGUGGUCCUUGCAGUCAGUGACUGCUGCAGGCCAAGAAAAUGUAGCAGAUCAAGAAUUGGUUAUUCUGAUAAAUAUAAGGAAUAUAAGGCUGUUGAUUUCUCCAUAGUUUAUGGGAUUUUAGCUUCUCUCCCUGUUUGGAACGUGAGAAGGGCGGGGCCACUUAGUCCAAUUCUUCUAUACAGAUAAUGAACUGAACCAGUAAUCUAGGACCUCUUCUGCUUCUGUGGUAAACGUCCUGUUGGGUUUCAGGAGAAAAUCCAGUCGGAGGUCCAAUUGUUAAUCCUCAAACCCUCCGUUCAGCUUUUGGUAGUGAACGUCGGCCUCUUGGUGUUGUGCUUUGUAAGGGUUUGGGUUUUGCAUCCGUGUGUGGAGCUGCUGGGAGGAAAUUCUGCACCUUCUCUUCUGUAGUGACGGUUAAACGGCGUGUCGCUGUUUUUUUUAAAAAUGUUUGUUUGUAAGGAAAAGAGGCAGAAUAAGGAUGACAAACAGAUCGCUGCAUCUGAAUCUGUAGCAUUUUGUUAUUGAUUAAACCAUGUGGCUACGCUCAACAAGCUGUAGCUGAAGAUCAGAGGAAUAUUUGAAGAAAUCUAAAGCAGCUUUCCUCAGAAGAGCUGGACUCUGCCUUAAGAGGGAGGAUGAGGAGCUCCGUAAUCCAGAACAGCUGAGUUUUUAACCCCUCCCUGCCCGCCUUUUCAGAAUUGUAAUAAAUUAUAAAUGCAUAAACAUAAAACGUUUUAAUCACCAGAAAGUAUGAAGGUUCAUUUUAGGUGUAGAGUAGGGCUUUGUGACAUGGUAGUCAAUGGGGAGUUGCUCCUUUCUGACUCCAGUUUCCAGUGCUCUUUAGAAGAACUGCAACAUUUGUGUCUCGUUCAGGGUUGGAGGUCUGGGAUUCCUGGACAGCCUCUUGUUUGAAAAUAAAUAAAUAAUUCAAACAUGUAGCUGGAAGGAGAUCUGGGUGUAGAUCCAGGAGAAGCCAGAAUGGGGAGUCCUGAAUCGGUCCUGUUCAGGUUACUUUUGAGUUUAAUGGAUGGUUGGUUUUCAAGGUGCAGUUUCCCUCUGGUUUAGCUGUUCAGAAUAAAGACUUUCCGCUCUGAUUUACUGGAAGAAACGGCUUUUUAAACAGGAUCUUAGCAGGCUCGGAUCUUCUAAACAGCUUCCCGUGUUUCUAAUCGACUGACAAAGAAACGAGUUCUUCACAGCACAUGGAAAUAAUCCACUAGCUGAGUGUGAAUUGAUGUUUGUGUUCAUUUUGACACUUUUAUAUUUUUCCGUGUGACAUCAUUUACAGUCAACACUGCUGCACAUUUCCAGUUCGCUCUGUUUACUCAACACUUCCUCUGGACUCCCUGUGCAGGGAUCCUUCAGAGGACAAUUAGAAACUCAUUACAAAGAGGUUAACUUCAGCCGAAUGUGUGUUCUGGUCGGCUGGAGGUGAUGCUCCCACCUCAAUUUGCACUUUUGAGGAAGUUGCUGUUCAGUGUGUUUGAUUUAGGUCAAAGGGAUUAAAUGGCAAAGCUGUCAAACAGACAUUUUGUUCAUCUUGUUUUAUUUUUUUGUUUAGUGGUGAUAUGGAUUCAUGACCUCCAAGCAAUGAAGCACAGCAAAA